AACUUACGGCGCCUUCCAUUCAUCAUUUGUUAAACAUAAUGUUGUCCGCCGAAAAUAUCUAUCCAAAUUCGUUGGGGCCAUCGUCGUUGCCAAAGUCAAGACCAACGUCACCAACAUUAUCAACCAAAUCCAUGGAUCUCUUGCCGGUUGUUGAGAAUAAACGAAAAUUUAGCUUAAACGUUGCACUGCAAUCGUCAUCACUAUUGGGUGAAAUGAAUUCAUUGUCGGCUCGUCGACGUUUCAGCACAGUCAGCGAUGUCACACGAAAAUUGUCCAGCACCAUUGGAUGGAAAUUACCGGUAAUAAUACCAACCCAAGAUCUGGUCACACAAGGAAAAUGUUUAUGUGGUCAAUACAUUCGGAAUCGAUUAAAACGAUCCGGUUUGUUUACAAAAAAAUUAGGCUUACAACGACUUCGGAGUAUUGUUGGCACACCGUCAGCACACAUUGUACGCGAAGUAUUUCCGGCUUUAAAUCAUGUUGGCGAAGAAUUGGAACGAAUGCACCCUACGCUUUAUACAAAUGUCACAAGACAAAUCACACGACCGUCAAGCAGUGAUUUACAAAGCAGCGACACAGCACCAGCGAUCUUAAGUGCUGUUGCUCGCGAUCUUUUUCGCACCGACAUAUCAUGGGGAAAGGUCAUAUCACUCUUUGCGAUUGUAUCGGCGCUGGCGGUUGAUUGUGUUAAGCAGGACCAUCCCGAAUACCUACCAAAAUUGGUUGAAGGUGUAGGCGAUGUUAUUGAGGAUGAAUUGGCCACAUGGAUCAACGAAAAUGGUGGUUGGGGCGGUUUAAUAACACACACAAAUCCGGAGAAGACAAAUGUUUCGUAUAUGGAAUGUGCUGCAUUAAUUUUUGGCUGUAUAUUUGGAAUAAUUAUCUUGUAUUUUAUAUUACGAUUUCUUGGCUAUCAAAUUAUUUCGUGUUUGAUUUGGGUACGAUAAUGUUAUGAGUUUGUAGUUUGUAGCCAAAGAAAAAAAUGAGAAUAAUAAUGAAAUCAUUGCUUCCAAUCGAAAAUACAAUGACUUAUUUGAACUUGUGUCGAAUUGUGAUAAAUCAGCCAAUAAAUGUCCGUUUGAAUGAUGAUCAAACUGAAAUUGAUUUAUUUUACAUUGAGCUGUCUUGUUGAGACACUUAAUCUCGUGCACACUCAUUUCACUGCUGUUAAUCAUAUAAUGACGAGAAGAAGACAGAAAAAGAAAGCAUAUAGAAACGAAACGUGAUAAUUAUUGAGUAAUCAAUUGGAGGCAGUUGAAUCCAAAGUGCAAAUUUGAGAUGCUUUCGUUUGAGCCAAAUGGGCAUAAAAUACGGAAAAACGAUGCAUAAGCGAGAAAUGUGUGUAUGUGUUUUUUUUAUUUAUAUAUGUGCAUCGAUGUAUGCCGCAUUCAUCCAGCAUGUUUCGAUUGUCAAUUUUGCACGACAACACAUUUAAAUGAAGAAAUAUCCCGGGCGGCUUUUUCGUAUCGAAACGUGAUCAUGAUUCGGUUUUUUUUCUAUUCUUCUUAAAUGAAUAAUCGCACGAUUUGAAGCGCAUGUGCUUUGCUAAGCAUUGUGAUAAAUUCUUUGGCAUCAAAUUGUUUUUAUAUUAAAUACAUUUAGACGGAAAAAUAUGAGACACCAACAAAAAAAAAUAUAGAUGUUUAAUAAUGUAUUUUGUAAAUGAGUGUUGGUGUUAUAGUAUUGGAUUUUACAGCAUCAACAGUUGUUUUAUUUGUGUUCGCAUCGUGUGCCGUAUGUCAAAUAUUUGAAAAGAGAAAAAAGCAGGAGCGCCACACAGAGAAAGAGGUUUAAAGAGAGAGAGAGAGAGAGAGAGAGAGAGAGAAGAAAAAAACAGACAGAAAAACAGCAUACAAAUAUGCUACAAAUUGAAUACAACCGAGAAUCGUGUGCGGCUUAAAGUGUAUACACUCGAAGUCGAUAGACGACAUUAUUUUCGCUCAUUAUUCAUUCGUCACAUUGCUUCACAUUAUUAUUAUAUUUUUUGACUUUAAACAUAAUAAUUAGACAGAUAAGAAGGGAUCCAGAGCGCUCGUGUGUGAUUAGACGAAAUGCGAAAGAGGUAGCUCUCAGUUAUUUUAAAUUAAAAUACAUUCAUCUCAUUACAACGGCACGACUCAACGCCGGAGACACAGAGCCGAGUGACAGAGACAGAGCAAACAAAAGAUAUUAUAAUACACCGAAAAAAAAGACAAGCAGCAGCAGCAGCAGCAGCAUACAGACACACACACACACAUCGUCCAAAUUGACAAUGCAAAUGAAUUAAUCUCGCUCAGAUCACACACUCUGCCGAAUGUGCGGAAUAAAUAGAAUCGUCACUCUCAUCUUUCUGUGUGUACGGCAUAUGUUAUAGUUUAGUAUAUUAUUUUCAUUUGAAAAUUAUUUUGUGUUGUUUUGCAUGCUGCCACUGGAACAAAAUACCGAAAACAAUGACGAUACACAACAAUUCGAUUCAUCGGACGAAUUGUUGCCGUGGAAGAAAGUGAACAGUUUUAGUUUUAUUCAAAAUAAUCGUGAGCAAUUAGUGACAAUCCAGGUAAUUUUUGAUAUUGUGUAUUUCUUUCAUUAUGAUUAUUGUUGUUGCUUUCAUUUUCAUACAAAUUUCGUUCGUUUGAAUUCGAUAAGUUGUAAUUAUUCCGUUGAUCAUCGUCGUAUGCAUAAUUUGUGUGUAUGUGUGGUGUCGAGUAUGCGUGAAUAUGACUAAUGGAUUGGUGUUGCGGUGGGGAGGAAAAGUGUAUCAAUCACUUGCGCAUAUAUUGUACAGAAGCGUUUGAUUUUUUUUUUAAAUAUUGAACGUUUUUAUUAUCGGCUUUAAAUUGCAAUCUGAUUCCAAGAGAUAUAUCGAAUGACACUCAUAAUUAUUCGAACGAAGUGGAUAAUUAACUGACAUAAAUGACAAAGAGUGAGACGCACGAAAUGAUAACAACAACAAAUUGCAAUGGGAAAAGCUUGCUUUCCGUAAUUUUUGCCAAGAUCAACAUCGAUUAAUUCAAUCAAUUAAUCAGCGAUGGCAAAAGUGAUACAAGCAAAUCAAAUUAAGUUGCACUGAAAUUUUAACGGCAAUUCCAAGACUAUUGAUUAUAUCGUUAAAUUUUAGUGAGGCUUAAGUGUGUCCGAUUCGCACUCGCAGAUUAUUCCUAAUUAUAGUGUAAAAAUGCUUUGCUUUCCUUUAAACGUUUACAAUAGUGC
Molecule: messenger RNA, 3189 nt
Organism: Contarinia nasturtii (swede midge)
Lineage: Eukaryota; Metazoa; Arthropoda; Insecta; Diptera; Cecidomyiidae
Gene: Buffy
Product: bcl-2-related ovarian killer protein
Exons: 4
Coding region: 39-947 (302 amino acids)
Biological process (GO): extrinsic apoptotic signaling pathway in absence of ligand; regulation of apoptotic process; intrinsic apoptotic signaling pathway in response to DNA damage
Cellular component (GO): mitochondrial outer membrane
Molecular function (GO): protein homodimerization activity; protein heterodimerization activity
Source: RefSeq, a predicted model, not a curated record